This is a messenger RNA of Knipowitschia caucasica, 1368 nucleotides long. Lineage: Eukaryota; Metazoa; Chordata; Actinopteri; Gobiiformes; Gobiidae. The record is from the annotation of a GenBank genome assembly.
AUGUCUGUGAUCGACUUCUGUCCUGGUGGUUCUGUCCCGUUGGAACUGUCCUGGUGGAUCUGUCCUGGUGGUUCUGUCCCGGUGGUUCUGUCCUGGUGGUUCUGUCCUGGUGGUUCUGUCCCGGUGGUUCUGUCCUGGUGGUGCUGUCCCGGUGGAUCUGUCCUGGUGGUUCUGUCCUGGUGGUUCUGUCCCGGUGGUUCUGUCCCGGUGGUUCUGUCCUGGUGGAUCUGUCCUGGUGGUUCUGUCCUGGUGGUUCUGUCCUGGUGGUUUUGUUCUAGUUCUGUCCUGGUGGAUCUGUCCCGGUGGUUCUGUCCCGUUGGUUCUGUCCUGGUGGUUCUGUCCCGGUGGACCUGUCCUGGUAGUUCUGUCCUGGUGGUUCUGUACCGGUGGAUCUGUCCCGGUGGUUCUGUCCCGGUGGAUCUGUCCCGGUGGAUCUGUCCUGGUGGUUCUGUCCUGUGGUUCUGUCCUGGUGGAUCUGUCCCGUUGGUUCUGUCCCGGUGGUUCUGUCCCGUUGGUUCUGUCCUGGUGGUUCUGUCCCGGUGGUUCUGUCCUGGUGGUUCUGUCCCGUUGGUUUUGUCCUGGUGGUUCUGUCCCGGUGGUUCUGUCCUGGUGGUUCUGUCCCGGUGGACCUGUCCUGGUAGUUCUGUCCUGGUGGUUCUGUCCCGGUGGAUCUGUCCCGGUGGUUCUGUCCUGGUGGAGCUAUCCCGGUGGAUCUGUCCCGGUGGAUCUGUCCUGGUGGUUCUGUCCCGGUGGAUCUAUCCUGGUGGUUCUGUCCUGUGGUUCUGUCCUGGUGGAUCUGUCCCGUUGGUUCUGUCCCGGUGGUUCUGUCCCGUUGGUUCUGUCCUGGUGGUUCUGUCCCGUUGGUUCUGUCCUGGUGGUUCUGUCCCGGUGGUUCUGUCCUGGUGGUUCUGUCCCGGUGGAUCUAUCCUGGUGGUUCUGUCCUGGUGGAUCUGGCCUGGUGGAUCUAUCCCGGUGGUUCUGUCCCGGUGGUUCUGUCCUGGUGGAUCUGUCCCGGUGGUUCUGUCCCGGAGGAACUGUCCUGGUGGUUCUGUCCUGGUGGAUCUGGCCUGGUGGUUCUGUCCUGGUGGUUCUGUCCCUGAGGAUCUGUCCCGGUGGUUCUGUCCCGGUGGUUCUGUCCCGGUGGUUCUGUCCCGGAGGAACUGUCCUGGUGGUUCUGUCCUGGUGGUUCUGUCCUGGUGGAUCUGGCCUGAUGGUUCUGUCCUGGUGGUUCUGUCCUGGAGGAUCUGUCCCGGUGGUUCUGUCCUGGUGGUUCUGUCCUGGUGGUUCUGUCCCGGUGGUUCUGUCCUUGUGGUUCUGUCCCGGUGGUUCUGUCCUGGUGGUACAUUCCCGGUGGACCUGUCCUGGUAG